Molecule: messenger RNA, 477 nt
Organism: Tribolium madens (black flour beetle)
Lineage: Eukaryota; Metazoa; Arthropoda; Insecta; Coleoptera; Tenebrionidae
Product: holotricin-3-like
Exons: 2
Coding region: 126-443 (105 amino acids)
Source: RefSeq, a predicted model, not a curated record
UUAAUAACAAAACAUUCGUAACCAACGAUAAUUUUCUUAUCACCUAUCAUCGUCUUAUAUAAAGCUUUGACAAGAACACCACUUUGUAGUUGUCACCAAGAUAGCAAGUCAGACUCUCUGCAAAAAUGAAAUACUUCGUAAUCCUCUUAGUUUUGGUCGUUGCUAUUUCGGCCACCCCUUAUGGCGAAAAUGAGCGUCGUGGAGGAAGUCUAGGCCGUCAAGGACAGGGUAGUUUCGGUAGUCAAGGACAGGGUGGUUUCGGUAGUCAAGGACAAGGCGGUUUAGGUCAAGGAGGACGUCAAGGAGGAACAUUCCGCGAAGGAGGACUUGCCAACAGUCAAGGUGGUGGUCGCCAUGGCAACAUUGGGGGAUAUCCAGGCACUUACCAUGGAGGCAGAACCGGUGGCGCCCAUCAAGGAGGUUAUCAAAGCCACGGUUACUAGAUGUAUUAAAGUAAAAUAAACGCUACAAAAAUAA